GAUGAUCCACCAGGAGCUGCGGAAGUGAGGGUCAAAUGGGUCCAGCGGAUGCAGGAUGAUUAAAGUUUUUAGGGGGUAACCAAGCGAAGAACGCGCAUUUUUGAACUUUCAGAUUGCUCUAUCUCCGGAUCAGAUCGCACUACAUGUUAAAGAUCUACUCCAUUUGCAUCACCAAACUCUCAUUUGGGAAAAAAGUCUCUUCCCAAAUGGCUUUUCUUUUUAAUACUCGGCUCGGUUUUGAAGAAUCGUGCCUUGUUGUGCUCCCAGCGGCCCCCCCUGCGCUCCGUGGCGCACUGGUUCCGUCUGGCUCCCCCUCAGCUGCUGCGCGUCCUGGGAUGACCUGUUGAUGUCGGUAGAAUGGAGGAUGGCAGAGGGGGAGCCCAUUUCCCCCAUCAUCAAAAUAUUCAGCUAAAAAGGAGACUAAAACCGGCGCGUCCCUCUGCGCGCACCUAACCCUCCUCUCGGGCACUAACCCUUUGGUGGUGUGCGUAGGCGCGCCAUGGCCCAGACCCUCCAGAUGGCGAUCCCGAACUUUGGCAACAACAUUUUAGAGUGUCUGAACGAGCAGCGACUCCAGGGCCUUUACUGUGAUGUGUCCGUUGUGGUCAAGGGCCAUGCCUUCAAGGCUCAUCGAGCUGUUCUGGCUGCCAGCAGCUCUUAUUUCCGGGACCUUUUCAGCAGCAGCAGCAAUGCUGUUGGUGCUAACAGCAACGAGACCAGCCCCAUGGUUGUUGAGCUGCCUCCAGCUGUGCAGCCCCAGUGCUUCCAGCAGAUUCUGGCUUUCUGCUACACGGGCCGCCUCAGCAUGACUGUGGGAGACCAAUUUCUUCUUAUGUAUACUGCAGGCUUCCUUCAGAUCCAACAGAUCAUGGAAAAGGGCACUGAAUUCUUCCUCAAGGUAUCUUCGCCCAGUUGUGACUCCCAGGGUCUUCAUGCAGAGGAAGCUCCUACUUCAGAGCCCCAGAGCCCCGUAACACAGACCAGUAACAGCGCACCGCGUCCCGCCUCCAGUGUGACACCACUUCCUCUCGUUUCACGUCUUAAGACAGAGCAGCCAUCCAACCAGACGGAAGCGGCCACUCCUUAUUCUGUGGUUUGCACUCCUGUUGCCAAGCGGCUGUGGGAAGGUGGAAGCAGCCGCGAUGGCGGCGGGUUAGGGUCUGGUGGAGGUGGAGGAGGUGGAGGAGGAGGAGCCAGAAAAGCGGCCCGUUAUUCCCAGGAGGCGGUGCGGGGCAGUGCCAUCCAGACCCCUGGAUCUCUUGGACUGGCCAUAGGCAUGAAUGCCACAACAACCAGCCUGACGGGCAUGGUGCCCACUGGUGGGAUCAGUGGAAAUGCCGGCAGCACCAAUGGGAGUUCUGCAGCAGGGCUUGGAAUGUCAGAGGGUGCUAGCCCUGGCACGCUGAGUACCUAUGCCAGUGAUUCACCCAUCAGCUACCAUGAUGAUGAGGAGGAGGAAGAGGGAACAGAUGAAAGUGCUGAGGAGCAGUACAGGCAAAUCUGCAACAUGUAUACAAUGUACAGCAUGCUGAAUAUGGGAGCAGCAGCUGCCGGUGAGCGUGUCGAGGCCCUUCCUGACCACACAGAGACUCGCGGUCGGAUGCGAGGCCGAGAUCUUACUUGUCUUCCCCCAGAACUUAUUGCUCAGAUUGGCAACCGCUGCCAUCCCAAACUGUACGAGGAAGGGGACCCUGCUGAGAAACUAGAGCUAGUCUCAGGAACUUCUGUGUAUAUUUCGAGAGCCCAGCUAAUGAACUGUCAUGUGAGCGCGGGGACCAGACACAAGGUGCUGCUUCGGAGGCUGCUGGCUGCCUUCUUCGACAGGAAUACUCUGGCCAACAGCUGUGGGACAGGGAUCCGCUCGUCCACCAAUGACCCGAGCCGCAAGCCCCUGGACAACCGAGUUCUCCAUGCGGUUAAAUUUUAUUGCCAGAAUUUUGCCACCAGUUUCAAAGAGAGCGAGAUGAACGCCAUCGCAGCGGACAUGUGCACCAAUGCCCGCCGCGUGGUGCGAAAGAGCUGGAUCCCCAAGCUGAAGCUGCUGAUGGCCGAAAGUGACGCCUACUCCUCUUUCAUCCCAGAUGGAGUCAAGACAGAGGACGACACUUUGGGGGCGGAUCAGGGCUUUGAGUCUGCCUCCAUGGAGGCCGCCGGCAGCGCCGGCAUGGAGUCCGGGGGCUCUUCAGGUGAAUCCCUGCAAGGCGUGGGUGGGGACGGAGGACCAUUGUUCUGAACACUCAGCCCCAGGAAGGUUUUGAGUCUGGUGACACACGUACCAGUAUUCCCACCAGUUGCGCUUGCCUCCUCACUCUUUGGCUCUCCCUAAACUCUCUUACAUCUCGACUGUCUGUACAACACUGCUUGGGGGGGACAGCUGUCUCCCCGUUAUAACCAGGACGUGAAACUCACAACUUUUUUUGCUUUACGACUGUAAAACAGUGUUAGCGGAGUUAAAGGAGAAUGCAUGAGGGUUUGGCCUCUACCUCCCCUUGUCUCAUACGGUGUGUAAGUGCAGCUGCUGGUGCAUGUUAAAUACAUUCCCCGAGGUGCAGGUAGGGGGAGCUACCAGUCUAGCCAGAAGACAGGAACGGUAUUUUGACAGGCUGGAAGCAGAGGUGGCAAAAAAAAAUGAAUGUAAGUGUUGCUGGCAUUUUUCUCUAUGCAAGUCUGACAACUUGUGUUCCAGCCUUUGGAAAGGAACUAAAUUUAACCGUAUUGAAAUACUUUAACACUACUUACUCCUCUUUACAUCUUCCUCUCAGCCCACCUCACCUCACCUCACAAAGGGUUUCACUGUGCUGCAUAUUGUGGACAAAAUUCUCCUUUCAUUUUUCUAAAAGUUCUUGCAUGUUUCUGUCUGUGUGAUGAAAAGUAAAAGGCGGGAGGGUGGGCUUUCUACUAAGAUGAUUGUAAAAAAAGGACUGAGAGGAAAGAGGUAAAUAAAGAUGGGUCUAUUUUCAGAAGAAAAAACUAUAUUUAUACAGGCGCCCGAGCCUAAAUCAGUAUGAGCGAUGAGUGGGAUUGUUUUAAACUCUCCAUGUAAGUAAGCUUUUGUUGAAAGAGUUGUUGUCAAAUGAGGAAAAGUGCUAUUUUUACAGUAGUAUAACAAAGGAGUCUUAUGAUAGCAAUAUGUGUCAUUUAUUUUUAGCUUUAUUUCCAAAGUGAAAGAGAUGUAACGAGCAGUUGAACUGCAAAUUUUUUUUUUUUUUUUUUACAUAUUUCAUCUUUUGUUCACCAGCCUAAAAGGACAAAAACUAAACCUUUUAGUUGGAUUUUGCUCUGUUAAAACCCUUUCUUAGCUCAGAUCUACAGCUUUGAUAAAACAUUUCCUCACAAUUCUGAAGAUCACUUGCAGAAAUUUAAAGGUAUUGACCUGAAAAAAAAAGUGUUAGCUUUGUCUUUGUACAGAAAUUACAAAAAAAAAGAGUCACUAGUAAUUAUCAGACAAAAGAAUGUGCCUUUUAACUGAAAGCAGUAAGAAAAAGUGAGCUAUUGCUUGAAGUAAACCGAUUUUAAUGGUACUAUCUGUGUGUGCUAUGUAGUUCUUUGGUGUGGAUUGUGCAGAUGUGUGUGUUAGUAUCUUAUUUGUUGCACCUCAGCGACGUGGGAACUCAGAAAGGCUUUUAUUUUGGAGUUUUAGAUGACUUUGCACCUUCCAUGAGACAGGGAAACAGAUUUAUUGGUGGUUUCUGCACCUUAAUGAGAAGAACCAGUGGUUCAUGCACCUUUUUGAGAAAUGUGUAGCAAUCAACCCCCCAUAGAGCUCCUAUGUAUGAGGAGCUCUUCCCCCCACUCUCCUCUCAAAUGCCUGCCUGGGUUUCUUAUAGAUGACCAAGGAGACUGUUGAGUUAAAUCCCAAGUGUUCUUCCAUUAUGGCACCUGAUAAAAAAUAGAAUCAAAUCCGAUUAUUUGGUUUUAUUUUUUGUUUUUCAAACCAGAAAAAGUCUAAGUGCAGCAUGUUGAAUGCGGGUUGACCUGUCAAACAUUGGUCGGUACAGGGGACUGAUUUUUUCCUGUUGCAGGUGAUCUGACUAAGAAUGUGCCGUUAACCUUUGCUUUUCAUGUUUUUUAAGCAACUUAAGGGAAAUCCAUGUUUCCCUUCCAAUGCAGUUGUAUCUGAAAGUGCUUUUUCUUGCAGAACACAUUGCUGGGAGCAUUGCAGAUGUAUAAUAACUCAACCUUUUAUUGUUUUACGAUUUAACUGAUGGUUAAACCAUUGCAGAGAGUAAAAAAAUGCAGUAUUCUAUAAGGGUGACAACUUCAAAAACCUCACUUUUUUGAAUUUGACUGUAAGUGCCACAUGUGCACGCCUCCCCCUCGUACCCCCCCACCAUCUUUGAAGACUUGUGAGCUUCCUGUCCUUUAUGCUUCAAGUCGUUGUUACGCUUCACCUCCACCAGCUUGAUCAUGUGUUUCUUAGGGAGGCAAAGCAGAGGUUGAAGCUCAUCGGCAGGAAUUAGAAGUUGCAUCUUUCGUUUAUUUUUAAUACAAUGCAGCACUAAUGAGCCUUUAUAGUGAGCGUUUAGACUGGUUCUUUCUGUAACCAUGUAACAUAAUGAUCCAAUGAGACACUUGUAAUCUUUCUCUGAGUCAUAGCAGAUUGACUUUUCACCAGUGAUUCGUCCAUGUUGGUACAACACACCAGUCUAACCCAAAUACACAAAAGAAACCCCACAAACAUGUCAUUGCAUCCCACUGGGUCUUUCUAGAUUAGACUGCAGAUAAACAUUGCUUAAGGCUCUUGUUUUAAAUGGAAAGAAGUAUGAUUACAUGUCAGCUUUGCUCACAGCCUACUUGCAAAGAUUUAUCUGCAGAAGUGCUCAUUUAAGAACUGAAAGUUUCUUUCUUUUUUUUUUCUUGCACAUUUAGGGCAAGCUGUAUUUUUUUUUACACAUACCAGAACAUGUAGACCUACACACUUGAAUGAAUAAUUUGUGGCACAGCAUGAGGAGUCGUUUUGUCUCUAAGCAGUACAUAUAUAAAUAUGAUUCUAUACAUGUAUACAUACAUGCUGUAUAUUAUAUAUAGACACACACAUAGAGAUCCGAUUGUUUGUUGUGCACUCGCAGCAUGAGGUAUAUAUUUACCCAGAAACUAGGUGCGUUCUCUCCUGCUCUUUUCCCUCUGUAACCCUAUAGCACUAGUGAACCUCCUGUACUGCUCAUCCUCCUUCUUUCUGUGUUCAAAGUGCCAAUAACUUUGUGAAAGCCCUGUUAACUGUGACCCAACAUUACUGAAGAUAAUUGCACAUUAACAACUGUAAGAUAAAGACAUGCAAAUUAUAGAAAUAAAAGAAAAACUUGUCAUGGAUUCAACAAAAACAACAUCCUAAUAAAAG
This is a messenger RNA of Cyprinodon variegatus (sheepshead minnow), 5338 nucleotides long. It is a transcript of the gene nacc1a, whose product is annotated as nucleus accumbens-associated protein 1-like. Lineage: Eukaryota; Metazoa; Chordata; Actinopteri; Cyprinodontiformes; Cyprinodontidae. Gene Ontology annotation, biological process: regulation of transcription by RNA polymerase II. Gene Ontology annotation, molecular function: DNA-binding transcription factor activity, RNA polymerase II-specific; RNA polymerase II cis-regulatory region sequence-specific DNA binding; protein binding. The transcript has 8 exons. The record is from RefSeq and is a predicted model, not a curated record. The coding region runs from base 500 to 2233 and encodes 577 amino acids.